GGAGCUGAACACGGGGAGAAAACGUGUUUGUGUCCAACGGGCCCUUGGGCCCCAACAUGGCCAAUAGAGAAGUGGUUCCUGGAGCACCUAGACUACGACUACAACAACAACAGCUGCCAGGACGACAAGAUGUGUGGACACUGCACUCAGGUGAGAGACACAGAAAGGGGAGAUGUUAGACAACGUCACUGAACUGGUAGAAUAGACUUCUUAUAACCUGAGACAGUACUAUAACUGUAACAGGUUGAAUAUUCCUUUGUGUGUUUAUUCCUGUGUGUAUAAUCCCUGUGAUUGUGGGUGAUGAUGAUGAUGAUGAUGAUGAUGGUGAAGACACUGUAAAUUGAUCAGACUGAUGGGGGUGUUUCAGAUGGUUUGGGCAGACUCUCACUCUGUUGGCUGUGCUGCUCAUCACUGUGACACCAUGGAGCGACUGUCCUUAGAGAAAGUGACCUUCCUUUGUCUGCAAUUAUUACCCAGCGUAAGUAUGGUACCAAAGAACAUGUACAACAUUACACACUUACAUCCUAUUUCCACACUUAGACGAUGUCUGAGAAUACCUCAAUUAACAUAAUUAAUCCUCACCAUUACAUUUCACUGAUUGCGUUAGGGUUAGAGUUAGGGGUUGUGGUUAGGGUUAGGGUUAGUGUUAGGGUUCACGUUAGGUUUGGUCCCUGGCUUACAGCCCUGACUGAGUGACCAUUGACUUGUGUUUCAUUUACAUUUCAGAGGUAACUUUAAUGAUGAGAAACCCUAUGAGGAAGGUGAAUGGUGCUCCAAGUGCCCAGACAACCUGCCGAGAUGUGAUCAGAACCUCUGUGGUAAGAAUUCAGCACAUGUCAAUCACACACAUUUUCCCCCUCCAUUUAUUUUACAGCACUAUCUCGCUCCAUUGUCUUGGAAAACACACAGGUGUCAAACUUCAUCCUCUCCAACCUGACCUCAGUAUCGAGCCAGUUGUGGUUGAUCAUGAUAUCCCCUCUUUGUGGAGAUAGACUGACUGCUUUGGGCUAGGGACCCUGUAAUCAGUUUCUAAGACAUAGCUUUAGAUUUCUCAUCACUGUUUCCCCCAGUGCCUGAUGCCCCCAAGCCUUCAGAGGAGCCUGAUGUCGAGGAAGAGACAACGGAGAGCACUCCCCCAGGCAUUGAGGUGCCUCCACACACACAGACAGCCAACCGGAAUCAGCACAACCAGACCACUCAUCAGCCCCAGAGCCAACCAUGGCUGACAGUGAGAAGACAGACACGCAGCCUGGGGACGAGGUUGAGGAGAAGGUCGUGGAGGAGACAGACACGCAGCCUGGGGACGAGGUUGAGGAGAAGGUCGAGGAGGAGACAGACACGCAGCCUGGGGACGAGGUUGAGAAGAAGGUCGUGGAAGAAACAGACACGCAGCCUGGGGACGAGGUUGAGGAGGAGGUCGAAGAGGAGACAGGCACGCAGCCUGGGGACGAGGUUGAGGAGAAGGUUGAGGAGACAGGCACACAGCCUGGGGACGAGGUUGAGGAGAAGGUCGAGGAGGAAACAGGCACGCAGCCUGGGGACGAGGUUGAGGAGAAGGUCGAGGAGACAGACACGCAGCCUGGGGACGAGGUUGAGGAGAAGGUUGUGGAGGAGACAGACAUGCAGCCUGGGGACGAGGUUGAGGAGAAGGUUGUGGAUGAGACAGACACGCAGCCUGGGGACGAGGUUAAGGAGAAGAUCGAGGAGACAGACACGCAGCCUGGGGACGAGGUUGAGGAGAAGGUCGUGGAGGAGACAGACACGCAGCCUGGGGACGAGGUUGAGGAGAAGGUCGUGGAGGAGACAGGCACUCAGCCUGGGGACGAGAUUGAGGAGUGGGGGGGAGGAGACAGACACGCAGCCUGGGGACGAGUUUGAGGAGAAGGUUGUGGAGGAGACAGACACGCAGCCUGGGGACGAGGUUUAGGAGAAGGUCGAGGAGACAGGCACGCAGCCUGGGGAUGAGGUUGAGGAGAAGGUCGUGGAGACAGGCACACAGCCUGGGGACGAGGUUGAGGAGAAGGUCGUGGAGGAGACAGACACGCAGCCUGGGGACGAGGUUGAGGAGAAGGUCAUGGAGACAGGCACACAGCCUGGGGACGAGGUUGCGGAGAAGGUCGUGGAGGAGACAUACACGCAGCCUGGGGACGAGGUUGAGGAGAAGGUUGUGGAGGAGACAGACACGCAGCCUGGGGACGAGGUUGAGGAGUGGGGGGGAAGAGACAGACACGCAGCCUGGGGACGAGGUUGAGGAGAAGGUCGUGGAGACAGGCACGCAGCCUGGGGACGAGGUUGAGGAGAUGGUCGAGGAGACAGACACGCAGUCUGGGGACGAGGUUGAGGAGACAGGCACACAGCCUGGGGACGAGGUUGAGGAGUGGGGGGGAAGAGACAGACACGCAGCCUGGGGACGAGGUUGCGGAGAAGGUUGUGGAGGAGACAGACACGCAGCCUGGGGACGAGGUUGAGGAGAAGGUUGUGGAGGAGACAGACACGCAGCCUGGGGACGAGGUUGAGGAGAAGGUCAUGGAGGAGACAUACACGCAGCCUGUGGACGAGGUUGAGGAGAAGGUCGUGGAGGAGACAGACACGCAGCCUGGGGACGAGGUUGAGGAGACGGUCGUGGAGACAGGCACACAGCCUGGGGACGAGGUUGAGGAGAAGGUCGUGGAGGAGACAGACACGCAGCCUGGGGACGAGGUUUAGGAGAAGGUCGAUGAGACAGGCACGCAGCCUGGGGACGAGGUUGAGGAGAAGGUCGUGGAGGAGACAGACACGCAGCCUGGGGACGAGGUUUAGGAGAAGGUCGAUGAGACAGGCACGCAGCCUGGGGACGAGGUUGCGGAGAAGGUUGUGGAGGAGACAGACACGCAGCCUGGGGACGAGGUUGAGGAGAAGGUCGUGGAGGAGACAGACACGCAGCCUGGGGACGAGGUUGAGGAGUGGGGGGGAGGAGAGAGCAGCGGAGAGGGAGAAGGAGAGAAC
Messenger RNA from Coregonus sp. 'balchen', 2985 nucleotides. NCBI's taxonomy places the organism in Eukaryota, Metazoa, Chordata, Actinopteri, Salmoniformes, Salmonidae. The record is from the annotation of a GenBank genome assembly.